This is a messenger RNA of Protopolystoma xenopodis, 504 nucleotides long. Lineage: Eukaryota; Metazoa; Platyhelminthes; Monogenea; Polystomatidea; Polystomatidae. The record is from the annotation of a GenBank genome assembly.
AUGCCGGCGAAACGUCUGGAAAUGUACCGCGUCCACGCCUCCACAAAUCCGUUUACGACUGGUAUCCGCCCAAUAGGUAGCUCAGCUAAUCCCUUCUUAUCCGGCCAACUGAUCAAGCCAUCUCUCAACCAAUUGGGCACUGGAUCAAUUUCUAACUCGCCUGAGACUUCGAUACCAACCGGUUUCGGUGCUUCCGAUCUUUCCGGUUUGCCACCGCCUCUGCAAGCCGUUCCUACACUUACUGCCAAGGCUGCUGUUGCCUCGCGCAUCGCCCAUCUGGCGCCAGCUACCUCUUCACCCAUCCCUGUCGCUUCGAUGUUGACUGGGAUGAUUGUGCCCUAUUGCCAGCCUUUGCCUUUUGGCCAGACACAAACCCAGGCUUCAGCACAAAUGCAACAGCAGCCUGCCUUCGUUUCUGCCUUUACUCCAUUAUCGGGCGUGCAGCCGUUUCCUACCUCUUAUCCGAAAACUGCGCAGACCACUGGACUUAAUCCAUUCUACUAA